AUGGUCAAGGCUCUUGCACUUGAGCUCUUAGAAUUUCUUUACAAUGAGCUUAUGAAAAGGCCGGAAGAAGGAGUCUAUAGUGGGGAAGUUUUAGAACAACAUGCAUGUAGUGUGCUUGCAAAUUUGCAUGCAAGUAAAGACCCAUUCGGUAUUUACCGUCAAGAGUUGGUUUCCCAAGAUGAUCGAACAAGAAGAUCAAACAACCCACUAAGCCAUGUAAUACGUAGAUUGAAUGAGGAAAUAUUCGCAAUCACAACGACUUUCAGUUAUCCAAUUUUAUUAACUCCCAAACUUUACAUAAUAUGUAUAUCAUUAUUAAGUGAAUUAUCUUUAGGGCGACUCUCCCCUCUAUUUUUGGAAACUUAUGAUGGCCAUGUGGACAAAUUUGAGAAAGUAUUCAGGCCAUUAAUGCUGGAAUUGUUUAUCAGGAAAGCCCCUUGGUGGAUAUUAGCAAAAAAUAUAAAGUAUUUGAUAGAAAAUAUAAGUUCCGGAGUUGUUGCGUUCAUGUGCGAUAACAAAAUAAGUGCGGAAUUUCAGGAGUUGAACACUGUUCUUGGUCUUGAGGUGAGAAAUUUAGAAUUGUUAAAUUUCUUACCAUUAUUUUUUACUAGCUUUGAAUCUUUAAAAAAAGGGAUACUAGAAGGUAGAUAUUCAUUUAAUUUGAACUUAGUCAAAGAAAAAAACAGGAUAAAUACUAAAAGAACCUCAAAUCUUGUUAAUCUGGGCGCAAUAAUUGAUAGUUCCAAGAUAGUUGAAAGUCUUAUUACCUCCAAAAAAAACGAAAAGGCAACUCCAGCUGAAAAGGAAAAUCGAGUUUUGGAUACUUUCGCAUUGACAAGAGUCAGCAUUGCAGCUUUUUUUAGAUUUCUCAGUAAAUUUGGAAUUGAGUCUGGCAAGAAAGAAUUUGCAAAAUUUGAAUUAGAUUUUAAUUAUGUUAUUAAUGCAUUUGAAGUAGCUGCUGCAACUUUACUUUCAGGCACUGAGAUGUUUAAUUUGAGUGUAAAAGAAGGUAAUUCUCAAGAACUUGAUGUAGAGUAUAAACCAAACCAACGAUCAAUUUCUCAAGAAAUAUUUGAACUAGAUGGAAGUAAAUCAAAUGAUAUUUUUACUUUGGUAAACAAGGCAAAUAAAUAUUUACCAUUUCAUUUUCUUCAUAUUCAAAUUGUUUCUGGGCUAAGAAAUUUACUUAUAAACUUGAAUAAGUUAAAAGGCUCAAACCAAGUAUUUGGAAAUUUCUCAGGUUUAAACGAUUUAAUCAUUGCCUAUAUAAUGAGGAUGUUAAAUCAAAUAGAAAAAAUUAUCGAGGUACAAAACUUAAAAUCUAUUAUAGAAGAUCAAGAAAAUUCUAAAUUUUCUAAUUCAAAAUUCAAUAGGUAUUUGGAAUUGAUUCCUUCUGAGACUAUUUUCUUGAUUGAAGAAAUGACAAAUUAUUAUGAACCAUGCAAAUCUGUAUUUAAAAAAAAGUUACUGGAUGUUCACAUUUCCCAAUUGAAAAAUAGUAAGAAAAAAGUUUCUUCAUUUUUCAUGAUUACAUUUACACAAGUUUUGAAAGAUGGAAUUAGUAAUAACUUAGAUUACGACUUACUCACGGAAUCUUGGGAUCGUAUUUUUGGAGAAAUCGUUUUCCCAAGUUUAUUGGACACAUAUACAAUUGAUUUAUUCAUAUCAAUGAUUUCAAACACAGAUAUUCUCAAUAGUUUAUCUAGAAUUAACAUGGAAUCCUUUCUAGGCAAGUAUUUGGGAGUUUUUACAAGGAUUUUGGCUUAUCAUCCAGAUUUAUCGGCCAAAUACAUUAUUACAUUUAUUAUGAAUUGUAUAAAAAACUUAAAAGAUCAAAUGCCAAAUUUUCAAUGGUUAAGUAGUUGGACAAAAAUUGUUUUGAGUGUCAUUUGUAUGCCUUUAAUGACUUUUUUCCCACAAAAAGUCAAUUGCGAUGUUAAUGAUUUCAAAGUAGCUAUUGGGUCCAUUAAACCUAAUAACAAAAUUUUUAAAUACCUCUCAAUUUUGGUUUAUCCCAAGAUAUAUGCAGAAAACAGAAAAAAGGGCAAGACAGAUUUAAUGCAGAUCAUAUCUGAUUUUUCAACUAACCUUUUGUUAGUGUCAAUAUAUAAUUCAAAUUACACAGGAAACAAAAGAAUACAUACUACUGCAGUUUUGAAUGUUUGUAAUAAAAUGCUUGAUUUGUUAAUUAAUGAUUUGAUUGACUCACUAGAAGAUUAUAAAAGUUGUAUUGAGAAUAAAUGUUUGAAUUUUGAUGAGCCGGUGAUUAGUAUAGAGAAGAGUAAUAUUGCCAAGUUAAUUUCUGCAUUAAUAAAGGUGUUUCCCUAUUUAUUUCAUCAAGGGGCAAAAUACUCCCAGGAAAUAUACGAAAAUAUCGUGAAAAUUAUUACUUUUAUUAUUACUAAAUUUAAUGAAUUACUCUUUCACAAUGAGGUUUUUGAAGUUGUUUUAAACUUACUAAAUUUUGAUUUUCAUUCGAAUAUAAUUUCUCCAAUUUGUUGGAUAAUUGGAGAAGUCUUUAUUUCACAAAUUAACAAUAACCUGCUUGAUGAACACGAAAAAAAGAUACUUAGGUUAAUUGAUAGUUUAAAGUUGUUAAUAGAAGGAUGCUCUUUGAAAUGCACAGAAGUUUAUAAUGAAUUGAAUAAGAGAAACAGUAACUUGAAAGCUGAGACAGAAUCAAAUAAUGGUGUUAAUGAUGAAGCUAACAGUGAAUGUUCAAAUUCUUCAUAUUCUUCAUUCUUAUCCGACUCUUCUGUUGAGAUUGAUCAUGUUGUGUCGGAAGAUGAACUUAAAGAGAGCGUUGAUCAUUUUAUAUCUACAAGCAACGGAUUUACUGGGGAAGAAAUAUCAACAGGAUAUGGUGGCUAUUUUGAAAAUAACAAGUAUAAUAGCGAGAAUAUGUGUAAGACAGUGGCUGAAUUUUUGGAAGAAGAUGAUAUGAAAGAUGUUAAUAAAUACUUGGAUAAUAUUUACCUGGUUGAAGCUAUUAUAUCAACUUUAUGUAAGAUUGGACUGAGUUGUAAGCAAUCAAAGUCGAAUAUAACCAUUUUAUUGGAAAUGUAUCUGAACAAAUUUCAAAUUGGAAGUUCUGAAAAAGAUAAUUUCGAAAAUGAGAACUUACUUUGCCAAGAAGAUCAACUUAUACAGUAUUCAAGAUUCAUUGUAUCAAAUAAAAUUAACCUUUGUAUUAAAUCCUUGAACCAAUCAUCGGUCUUUUCUACUGCAUUAAACAAGCCAACAGAGCCUCUAAGUAUGCUAUUCUGCAAUAGAAGCUUAAGUUCAAUUCUGUUCUAA
This is a messenger RNA of Cryptosporidium ubiquitum, 3297 nucleotides long. RefSeq lists its product as uncharacterized. NCBI's taxonomy places the organism in Eukaryota, Apicomplexa, Conoidasida, Eucoccidiorida, Cryptosporidiidae. The record is from RefSeq and is a predicted model, not a curated record. The transcript has a single exon. Bases 1 to 3297 code for a protein of 1098 amino acids.